AUGUCUGUGCAGAAGCGAGUUGAUUUGAUGACCAGGAAUCUACAGGAGGUGAUUGGGAGAGAGGAACUUGUGAGCAUUGCAGAGAAGAGGGAUUUGAGUGUGUACUGGGGAACUGCGAUCACAGGGAAGCCUCACAUCGCAUAUCUUGUGCCUUUGCUGAAGAUAAAGGAUUUUGUGGAUGCAGGAUGCAGAGUGAAGAUUUUGUUUGCAGACAUUCAUGGAUUUUUGGACAAUCUGAAGGCGCCGAUUGAGAAGAUAAAACACAGGUGUGUGUACUAUGAGAGGCUUAUCAAGGCAUGUUUGAGGAUGCUGUGUGUUGAGUUGGAGAAGAUUGAAUUUGUGAGAGGCAGUGAGUAUCAAAGAUCACCGGAGUAUGUGAUGGACCUGUAUAGAAUUCUGGCAAUAACUAAUGAGCAUGAUGCGAAGAAGGCAGGUGCGCAGGUUGUUAGGCAAGUGGAGAACCCGAUGAUAAGCUCGCUGGUGUAUCCAGCAAUGCAGGCUCUUGAUGAGGAGCAUCUGCAUGUUGAUGUGCAGUUUGGAGGAGUUGACCAGCGGAAGAUAUUUACGUAUGCCAGGAAGUAUCUGCCGAUGCUAGGAUAUGCCAAGAGAAUCCAUCUGAUGAGCCCGAUGGUUCCUGGACUGAAUUCUGAGAAGAUGAGCAGCUCUGAAGAAGUUUCGAAGAUUGACAUGAUGGACUCGAGUGAAAGCAUAAUGAGGAAGAUGAAGAAGAGUUUCUGCGAGGAGGGGAACAAGGAGAACGGCCUGCUGAAGAUUUUCCUGCAUAUUAUUUUCCCUGUGUUUUGCAUGCAUGACAAAGAAGUGUGGAUGGAGAUAAGAGGAGCAGGGCGUGUUGUUUUUGAAAGAUAUGAAGAUCUUGAGGAUGCAUUUGGGAAGCGGGAGGUACAUCCGAUGGAUUUGAAGGAGGGAGCAGCAAGGAUGAUCGACGAGGUGAUUGGGCCUGUUAGAAGUGAAAUGAUGGAGCAGGCGGAUGUUUUGAGGCAGGCAUAUGAUUAA
Messenger RNA from Ordospora pajunii, 1014 nucleotides. RefSeq names its product tyrosine tRNA ligase. The record is from RefSeq and is a predicted model, not a curated record. Gene Ontology annotation, biological process: tyrosyl-tRNA aminoacylation. NCBI's taxonomy places the organism in Eukaryota, Fungi, Microsporidia, Ordosporidae. Gene Ontology annotation, molecular function: tyrosine-tRNA ligase activity; ATP binding. Gene Ontology annotation, cellular component: cytoplasm. Bases 1 to 1014 code for a protein of 337 amino acids. The transcript has a single exon.